Seriola dumerili (greater amberjack) is the source of this 1922-nucleotide messenger RNA. RefSeq names its product pseudouridylate synthase 10 (gene pus10). NCBI's taxonomy places the organism in Eukaryota, Metazoa, Chordata, Actinopteri, Carangiformes, Carangidae. The transcript has 18 exons. Gene Ontology annotation, biological process: tRNA pseudouridine synthesis. The record is from RefSeq and is a predicted model, not a curated record. Gene Ontology annotation, molecular function: RNA binding; pseudouridine synthase activity. Bases 129 to 1775 code for a protein of 548 amino acids.
AAGAAGCUUUUUGGAUGAACAUGCUAACAGACACCUGAACUCUGUCUGCUUUCUUUACGGUUUACUUCUGUGGAUUAACCAUUUCGCUACACGUCUGUCAUCAGUCUGUCAUCAGUCUGUCAUCAGUCAUGCUGCCUCUGAAGGAGAAGGACAAACCCAUCGUCCAGAAGCUGCUCUCAGCCGGCUGCUGCGCUCGCUGCAUCCUCAGAUUCUGCUGCGUUCGGGUUCAGGCCGCCUACAGACAACCACAACAGGAUACACUGAAGGAACUACAAGCUUUCAUCUGCGACACAGAAAACAGCAAAUCCCAAGAUUCAGCAGCAUCAGAGGCCACAGAAGAAAACAACAAGUCCCAUGAUGCAGCUGUAUCAGAAGCGCCUGAAGAGCCACCGACCAAACGAGUUAAACUGGAGCCGAGUGGGACAGACGCUCAGUCUGAGGAAGACGCUGCUGCUGCUGCUGCAGCUGCAGCUGUCACACUGAAGGAGGAAGAGUCGCACGUGUGUGUGCUGUGUUUGGGAAUCCUGCAUCAAUUCUGUGGCGCGUCUCAGGCUGUAAAGAUAGCCGAGACAGUGAAGGAAGAAAAGUACGAGUUUGACACCCUGGUGCUGUCUGUGUCUCUGCCGGCUCAGCUGUGUGUCCGGGAGCAUUCCUGUUGGCUCCACGUGAAGAAGGAAGUGAGAGAAAAAGGUCUGGUGCUCGAUAAGGACGACGUCAUCCAGGUGAAGGAGGCCUUCAAGUGGAUCAUGCAGGGCCUGGUCGCAAAGGAGCUGGGGAGGGGCGUUGCCGUGGUUACCAGGAGCGCGUUCGAGGUCGGCGUGGAGUUCAUUCACGAAGCAACAGACUCGGACUGUCACUUCCUCGCGUCAGCGUGUCCCGACUGUUUCAAACCCACCAAGAACAAACAGUCGGUGUUCACCAGGAUGGCGGUGGUCAAAGCUCUGGAGAAGAUAUCUGACGCCAGAUUUCUGAAACACUACCCCUGUCCUCCGGCGCAGCCGUCCAGCUGUUGCAGCCUUCAGGACGUCCAGUGUGUCCACGUGUCCGUCUUUGUAGCAGGGAGAUACAACAAGUUCUGCCGCAGUCUGCCUCAGACGCCCUGGGUGAUCGACGGAGAGAGGAGGAUGGAGUCUUCGGUGGAGGAGCUGAUCGCGGCGCCCAUCCUGUCCGCCUUCAGAGCCGACGGUUUUAAUUUCUCCUCGUCCGGCAGAGAGGACGUCGACGUCCGGACUCUUGGAAAUGGUCGUCCGUUUGCGAUGGAGCUGCUGAAUCCUCACAAAUCCAGACUGAGCAGAGCGGAGAUGAAGCAGCUGCAGGAGACCAUUAACAAAUCUUCAGAUAAAAUCAGAGUGAGAGAUCUGCAGGUCGUCUCCAGAGAGGCCAUGAGUCGGAUGAAGGAGGGCGAGGAGGAGAAGACGAAGUCGUACACGGCGCUCAUCUGGACCCAGAAACCGAUUGAGAGAGAGGAAAUCACCUUCAUCGACGACAUCAAGGAGCUGACUCUGGAUCAGAAGACUCCUCUGAGGGUUCUGCACCGCCGGGCGCUCGCCGUCCGACAGCGAGUCAUCCACAGCAUGAACACCCGCUUCCUGGACCCACAUCACUUCUACCUGGGACUGAAGACGCAGGCCGGGACUUACAUCAAAGAGUUUGUCCACGGAGACUUUGGACGCACCAAACCCAACCUGUGUGAGCUGCUGAAGACGGACACGGACAUCCUGGAGCUGGACGUGGAGUCUGUGGACGUGGACUGGCCUCCCGUCAUACCGGAGUGAACGCAGCUUCAACCUGAGCGAGGCCGGAUCAGGUUCUGUUUGAACCAUCCGCCACGUUCACAGCGCCUGAGCCCGACGGUGUAAAUACUGUCUGGACGUGAAGAGGGAAGUCACGCUGCUGCUGCUGCUGCUGCUGCUGCUGCUGCU